CUCUUUAUUUUUAGUGUAAAAGAGGGUCCGUUCUACGAGCCGUACUUCCAGUGCGUCACGUACGCCGUGUCGGCCGAGUCGGAACGCCUCUACAACAUCAUCAACUUCAUCACACUCUUCUUCAUCCCGCUGCUGGGUCUCAUCGCGUCCUACCUAUCCAUCUACUGUACAUUAUCCAGGGGCCGCAGCGAGAUGCGCAUGAUGAGCGAGAUGAGCGUGUCCAUGACGCACAACCGCCAGCGCAGCAUGAAGCGCGCCAUGGUCAAGUCGCGCUGGAUCGCCGUCGUCAUCGUGUGCGCCUACAUCGUCUUCUGGCUGCCCUACUACGGCACCAUGCUCGUCUACUUCCUGUCGCCGGGCCAGUGGUACGACUCCAAGUGGAUGGACUGGAUCUUCUUCUUUGGCAUGGCAAACAGCGUCGUCAACCCGGCAGUGUACGGGAUGUUCCAGCUUUGGAAACCGAAGAGAAGAAAACAGUGGUCUUGUUUCCGGCCUAGGGAGGGCUCGACGCAACUCACCCACCUCACGAUACAGGAGAGCUUCCGGCGCGCCAAGCCGCACAAGCCGGGGCUCUCGCCGCUGUCGCCCACGGGGUCGCUCCGCGGCUCGUCGCUGUCUCUGCCGCCCUCCCCGGUCGCCCUCCACACCCUGCCGGACGUGCGGCGCGAGGCAGAGGCGGUGCCGAGCGCCGAGACGAGCCAGCGGACGACGACGACCAAGCCCGCCAACCUCAGCUGGCGCGCCCGCGUCCUUCGGAAGUACAGGACGCUGCGCGCCGCGUCCAACCAGACGCACAUAUGAUCCGCAGACUGUGCCAGUGUGGUUUGACGCGAGGCGUCACCAGACUUUCUCAAUUUUGCUUAUGAAUUGUCUCGAGAUUUAAGUUUCUUAAAAGGGAAAGGAAAAUAUGGUGUACAACUGAAGACCCAAAAUGGGACAAGUCUCUACUUCUGGGCUACACGGUGCCGAGGUCCGCCACUUUCACCCUGCUCAGAAAAGGGUGGUCCACUUUUAAACUCUUAGGCAUACUUUAACCAACAUCCAAUAAUUUCCGAUUGUCUUCAAACUGUUUUAAUUUCUUCUGGGUAAAAUUACAAAAUAUUUGUGAGUAAAAUGCAAAAUGAAAUGGCACUUGUUAUUUUAUGUAAUACAUAAUUGGCAAGAAGUUGUAAACACUGAUGAAUUAAAUGUUCAAGCGAAUUGUGCAUCAGAAAGUUCUACUCACAGCUGUGUCAAUUUGAAGAAAGUGUUCAACUGAAAAAUUAAAAAGCCAAGGGCCCGAGUAGCACACUUUUUAAUUCACGAUUCGAGAGUUGCACACUAAUCGCUGAUUUGAAUUGAGCACUCCACUUAUCAAGUGUAAAAUGUUUUGUGGUUUUUCUUUUACAAAUGAAGUGAACGUUUUAGGCGGUUUAUCACUAUACUUGCCUAGCAUAAAUAUUUCGCAAUUUUACAAAAGACAAAUCAAACAGUAGUUUUCCUUGCUCAUAAUCUGAUGUAUUAAGUUUCAAUUGCUAAAUGUAAUAAUGCCUGUGAUAUUAAAAAGACGGAACGUGUGUAAAAUAACGCGUUUGGAA
Molecule: messenger RNA, 1577 nt
Organism: Frankliniella occidentalis (western flower thrips)
Lineage: Eukaryota; Metazoa; Arthropoda; Insecta; Thysanoptera; Thripidae
Product: gonadotropin-releasing hormone receptor-like
Exons: 4
Biological process (GO): neuropeptide signaling pathway
Cellular component (GO): membrane
Molecular function (GO): corazonin receptor activity
Source: RefSeq, a predicted model, not a curated record